Messenger RNA from Bipolaris maydis ATCC 48331, 792 nucleotides. The record is from RefSeq and is a predicted model, not a curated record. Lineage: Eukaryota; Fungi; Ascomycota; Dothideomycetes; Pleosporales; Pleosporaceae.
AUGGCAUCGAAUCCAAUGGCCAAGUGCUGCAUUGUCGGCGUCAAGCACCAAGGCACACCCAAAGGCAAUGUCAAACAAAUCGGCAACACAAAAGUUCGUACAUACUUUACAUAUCCUGACGACGGCAGCACCCAAAAUGCCAUUCUGCUCAUGACAGACGCCCUGGGCAUGGACUUUCUCAAUACCCAGCUCAUUGCCGACCAAUUUGCAGCCAACGGCUACCUGGUCGCUAUCCCAGACGUCUUCAACGGCACACACAUACGCUUUCCCUUCCCAUCUUCAUUCAGUCUGCAGGAAUGGGUCGACAACACCAUGCCGCGACCACCUACCGUCGACCUCAUCUACGAAGCAGUAAUCAAACAUCUUCGCAACGAGCUUGGCGUCAAGCGGCUCGGCGGCAUAGGUUACUGUUUCGGCGGCAAAUACGUGUGCAGGUGGCUAAAGCCAGGCGCUCUGGAUGCGGGAUUCAUUGCGCACCCCAGUUUCGUCGAGGCGGAUGAAGUACGCGGUGUGGAGCGUCCGCUGAGCAUUGCUGCAGCAGGAGGCUCGAGUGCUAAGAUGCGUGGCACAGAAACCGAUGACGUCUUCCCCGCUGAAAAGCGCCACCAAACAGAAGAUAUUCUCAGAGAGACCAAGGUUCUCUACCAGGUAUUCCUCUACUCGCAUGUCGAGCACGGAUUUGCUACAAAAGGCGAUUUGGAAAAUGAUCGGGCGAGGUUCGCAAAGGAACAGGCGUUUUUCCAAGCCGUGUUUUGGAUGGAUGAGUAUGUCAAGAGAGGGCGAGACGCAUAA